CCUUAGGGCCGUCAAGGAGAGACUGGACACAAUGGCAUACAGGGAUCACCCGGUCCUCUAGGCCUCCCAGGGCUAGAGGGCAGGACAGGAAAGCCAGGCCCUUCAGGAAGCCAGGGGCUUGUGGGGGCACAGGGGUCAGCUGGGCACAUCGGAUUACCAGGCACUCCUGGGAUGGAUGGUGUGAUGGGGCAGGUUGGAGAAAAGGAGAACAGGGAGCAGCAGGGCCUGUUGGGGACAGUGGGAUAUCUGGACUGGACAGACAGCAGGGUGCUCCAGGUCUCUUUGGAAAGCCAGGGCCCAAGGGACUCCAGGGAGAGCCAGGGCCACAGGGCUCCCAGGGGCUGCAGGGGGAGCCUGGGCCAAGGGGGAGCCUGGGCCAAGGGGCAAAGAGGGAGAGAUGGGAGGUUUCGGCAACAGAGGAGACCCUAGUCCUAAAUGACUUAAGGGGGCAAUAGGACCUUGUGGAUUCCCUGGGUUGGAGGGGCCCUCAGGAGCUCUUGGGGACAAUGGGAAAAGAGGAGUGAAAGGAGGGAAGGGCCAUGUAGGACUACGAGGCCAGGUGGGGUUGAUGGGUGAAGCUGGACCGUUGGGUUUGUCUGGAUUGGAAGGUGUUCCAGGUCCUUUUGGAUUGGCUGGCGCUUAUGGACCACAAGGGCAGAAGGUAUGAUGUAGUAAUGAUGGAAGACAAGGGCCUUACAACACCUGGCAUAGAAGGAGAUAAGGGUGAAAUGGGUGAACCAGGAGUAGAGGGAGAGAAAGGGGAGAUGGGACGGACAGGCCCUCCUGGAGCUCAGGGGCUGAAGGGGACACAAGGCCCUUUGGGAGAGCCAGGGAGCGAUGGCCUAAAAGGAGAACAGGGAGACAUUGGUCCUCAUGGGGGGUGGGUGACCCCACGUCUAACUAGACUUCCUGGUUUCUUUGGAGAAACGGGUCUAAAAGGAUUUGCCGGAAAAUCAGGUCAUGUUGGAGUGAGAGGCCUGCCUGGCCUUCCUGGACCUCCUGGCCCCCCUGGAACCUCUCUGAACCUUACUCUGGCACAGCUCAAGGCAAGUUGUUGGUAAUCUGUCAAAGCAAAUCCAAAUACUUCAUUUCAGUUUGGAACUCAAAUGCAUUUUUGCCCUAUUCAGCCAUGACUAUUUAUCUUACAACAACUCCUUGUCGUCGUCGUCCCCCCCCGCCCC
Messenger RNA from Salmo salar (Atlantic salmon), 1181 nucleotides. The record is from RefSeq and is a predicted model, not a curated record. NCBI's taxonomy places the organism in Eukaryota, Metazoa, Chordata, Actinopteri, Salmoniformes, Salmonidae.